Molecule: messenger RNA, 1519 nt
Organism: Sphaeramia orbicularis (orbiculate cardinalfish)
Lineage: Eukaryota; Metazoa; Chordata; Actinopteri; Kurtiformes; Apogonidae
Gene: sid4
Product: secreted immunoglobulin domain 4
Exons: 8
Coding region: 21-1163 (380 amino acids)
Cellular component (GO): neuron projection
Source: RefSeq, a predicted model, not a curated record
UGGGACUGUCCCGGUCCAUCAUGGAUUUCUUACCUGGAGCUUUGAUCCUCUUUUCUCUAUUGUGUCCAGCGGUGAGUCAGGCUCCUGUCGUUUCAGUUGAGCCCCGGGCAGCCACUGUGCGCCAGGGGGAGACUGUGAGCUUCAGGUGCAUUGUGGGAAGUGGCCCAGUGUCGAGCUCUGUGCAGUGGAGGAGAACCAAUAACCAGGGAUUAGCAGACAAUGUUAAAGUUGGUCCUGAUGGUUUAGUGUUGACAGUUACGAAUGCUCGACCUGAAAACCAGGGCCAGUACCGAUGUGUGGCGGCCAACUCUGCAGGCCGUGGCACUGCCACAGCUGUGCUCAACGUCAAAUAUCCACCUAAAGUACGGUUAACACCAUCAGGGCCCCUGCGGGUCAGGAUAGGAGACCAUGUUUCAGUGGAGUGUCGAGCCACAGGUCGACCCAAGCCCACGUUGUCUUGGAAACGCCAAGGCUCCACCCUGCAGCUGGUUACCUUAGAGACAAAUGAUGGCAACACCAUACAGUGGCCCACUGUCCGCCCUGAGGACUCUGGAGUGUACAUUUGUCAGGCUGAAAAUAAUGAAGGGGUGGCAGAAGUUAAAAUCAACAUCCUUGUGGAGGGGGGGCCUGGUGCACCGGUGGCUUCAGUGAGUGCCCCAGAAAUGACUGUGAUAGAGGGAAAUACAGUCAUUAUGGAGUGUCAGGCCACAGGCUCUCCUCCACCCGUCAUCACCUGGUCCAAGUUACGAGCACCGUUGCCAUGGAAACACACCAUGGUCGACGGUGUUCUCACUCUGACCAGUGUGGGGCGCCAAGACUCUGGACAAUACAUCUGUAAUGCUACCAACAUACAUGGAUACAGUGAAGCAUACACGCAGAUGGAGGUGGAUACCCCUCCGUAUGCCACCUGUCUGCCUGAACAGGUCAGACUGCAGCCUGGAGAUGCUCUGCUGGUGCAGUGUCUCGCCCAUGGCUCUCAUCCCAUUCAGUUCCAGUGGAGCCGACAGGGCAGAGCCGGUCUGCCCCCAGGAGCAGAGACCACAAAGGAUGGGAAGCUCCUCAUAGCCCACGUCAGACUCGCUGACAGCGGAACGUACAAAUGUGUAGCCACCAAUAACAUCGGCUCCAGUGAGGCCCUGGCCAGAGUCGUCGUAAAAGCUUAAUGAUGGUCACACCAUGUCUCAUUGAACCACCGACAACACGUGAGGCUCACAGCUUCUGCAAGCUCUGAUUGUUGUCACUAACUUUAUGAAAUUUAUGGUAAUGAGGUGUCAGAAAAAUGUAGAUCCAAUAAAUCUAUGUAUUUGAAUGCAGUGACAAAUACCAAUGCUGUUUAAAGUCUGGAAGUUAUUGCAUGUGCAGGGUUAAAGAUGUGUUUUUAUAGUAUAAACUGAUGCUAUUGCGGUUUUCUCAUAUCUGGCUUGAGGAGGGCUUUUCUUUGGAAUUACGACCUUCAGUGUUAAUGGGAGUUUCUCCGCUGGAAUGUCUCUGUUCUUCCUUUUUCCUUUUGGUGUUGUCU